Stegastes partitus (bicolor damselfish) is the source of this 1873-nucleotide messenger RNA. Its product is annotated as F-box only protein 44-like. Gene Ontology annotation, biological process: SCF-dependent proteasomal ubiquitin-dependent protein catabolic process; ERAD pathway; glycoprotein catabolic process. The record is from RefSeq and is a predicted model, not a curated record. Gene Ontology annotation, molecular function: protein binding; ubiquitin protein ligase activity. Gene Ontology annotation, cellular component: cytoplasm; SCF ubiquitin ligase complex. The transcript has 6 exons. NCBI's taxonomy places the organism in Eukaryota, Metazoa, Chordata, Actinopteri, Pomacentridae. The coding region runs from base 102 to 911 and encodes 269 amino acids.
CUUGACGUAUAUCUGCUGCGGACGUGUUGUUUUCUGUGGAAGUCUCGCAGACCGUCAGAGGAAGCAGCAGAGGUUAUGUUUCUGAACUGCGCAACUCAGACAUGAAGAGGAAAGCCAUGGAUAAAAGUCACAGCUCCGACCACGACCGAGAGCGUCCGACCCGCAGAACCGCUCAGGAACCGCUGUUCAGCGCAUACAUCCUGGAGGAGAUCUUCCUGAAGCUUCCUCCCCAACAGGUGGUUGUUCUUUGCAGGGUAGUGUGCCAUCAAUGGAAAGAAGUGGCUGACAGUGAGUCUUUUUGGAGACAAAGGUGUAGAAGAGAAGGAUAUCACCCCUCCUGUGCUUCUAAAAUACCCAGUGACUGGAGGAAGUUUUACUUCUUGUGCAUCGAGAGAAGAAAUCUUCUCAGGAAUCCAAGAGGAGAACAAGGGCUAAAUGGCUGGAGAAUUCUGAAGAAUGGCGGUGACCGGUGGGCAGUUCAUGGAAUUAGGAAAUCACUUCCAGAUGACAGUAUCCAGUCAAACUUUGUGACUUCUUUUGGAAUGUGCACAAAGAUGCAGCUGAUUGAUCUGGAGAACGAAGGUUACAGCUCAUCAUUUAUGGAUGACUUUCAGCCGGACAUCAGAAUAUAUGAGUGGUAUACCCGAUGUCCGGACUGUAGCUGCAUGUAUAACAUCAGUGUAGAGUUGCUGAAUGAAAGGAAGCAGCUUAUCCAGAAGUUUGCUCCUGACACUGUUUACCCUGAAGUUGAUGAAUGGAAACAGAUGACUCAUAUAUUUCAAAACUAUGGACCAGGAGUGAGAUACAUUCGUUUCACCCAUGGGGGCAAGGAUACACGGUUCUGGAAAGGAUGGUAUGGAAUUCGUCUUACUGAAAGCUGUGUUGAGAUCUGUCCAGCAAAGGACACAUAAUGUUCUGUGAUGGCUGCCUUCUGCCUUUAUCUAAGGUUCCUGUUUUUUUCUGGUCUUAUUUGUCACAUAUAAUCUGCAGUUUUUGCAUGUUUCUGCAGCUAUAACCUCAAAAACAUAUGCAUCCUUUUCUUGAUUAAAUGUAAUUUUCAACAAACAAUGUCAACAUGUUCAAGGUGCUGUAGACAACAUUCAGAACUACUGGAUGUCACAAUAGAGCAUCAACACUUUAAACCAAAAACAAACCGGUGCGACACUUCACAUUUCAUUUACAAUCAGAAAGACUGUGUACACUACAAACAUUGGCCCACACCAGCCAAUGUUCUUUGCAUUCAAUGAAAACUGGAACGAUAGCAUAUCAGCACUGUGAUCAUUUUAUAGAAAAAUGCAAUGCAGUAAUGAAACCCUGACUUCACUAGGAAUAAAAUACCUCUCUCAUCUGGAUAACUGGCCUGUGGAUCUUAGCCAAUAUCAAAGAAAUAUCAGUGUGUUUAGAACCAGGAUAUUUGUUCGUAGAUUGGAACUACAAAUGCUGUUUCAUUUGCUGCCAAUUCCUUAUCUGUCUGUGUUAAUUUGAAUUCAGAGCAGACUUGACUACUUGACUAAUAAUAAUGAAAAAUGCUAUGUAAAUAGCAAAUACAGUAAGUUGACUUUUGCUGAUCAUUGACAGUAUCAGAGAUUAAUUAAACUGAGUUAUUAUUAAUUUAACUUUAAUGUUCCAGCACCAUUGUUUACCAAGUCAGUGUAAAUUGAAAUGUUCUUUGCAUUGCUACUUUGUACUGUUCUGUAAAAUGAGAUGCAAAGCUGUUUAUGUUUUAGAAUCUGGAAAGUCGUUUAUCUUUUGUAUUGCUUUCAGUUUGCUUUGAAAAUUAAUACAGCAUUUUCUAUGCUUUAUACUGUUUUGUCAAAAGCAAAAUUUAAUGAAUGAAUGAACAAAUUGAAUUAAAGUCAAAGAGUCCAAGAUA